CCUUUUUAUAUAAAAAAGGAUUUGUUUUUUUUGGGGGAAAAUAAUACUUCAAUUUCAAUCUAGAGUGAGUGAAGGAGAGAAAGAUGGCGAUGAUGGUAUCAGUCUCCAACUCAUUUCUGACCUUUAAUUCUCCAAAUCAUCUCCGAACCAGCCGAAGAAGAUUCUGUGCGAUGGCUACUACGGGAGUGAGAGUCACAGAAGGUGAAGGCAAUUUGCCAAAACUCGUCCUCACUUCUCCCGACAAGAGCGAGGCAGAGAUAUAUCUGUUUGGAGGAUGCGUUACAUCCUGGAAAGUUGCAAGUGGGAAAGAUCUUCUUUUUGUUAGACCUGAUGCUGUCUUCAAUAAGAUCAAACCCAUUAGCGGAGGGAUUCCACAUUGUUUCCCGCAGUUUGGACCUGGAGUUAUUCAGCAGCAUGGGUUUGGAAGGAACAUGGACUGGUCUGUUGUUGAUUCUGAGAAUGCCGUUGACAAUGCUGCUGUUACUCUCGAGCUCAAGGAUGGUCCUUAUAGUCGAUCCAUGUGGGACUUUGCUUUCCACGCUCUUUACAAGGUCGUUGUUGGCGCGGACUGCCUUUCCACCGAACUUAAAAUUACAAACACAGACAACAAGCCAUUCUCUUUUAACACUGCCUUGCAUACUUACUUCCGUGCUUCUGUCACGGGAGCAUCCGUUAGAGGUCUGAAGGGUUGUAAAACUCUCAAUAAGGAUCCUGACCCUAAAAACCCAAUCGAGGGUCAAGAAGACAGGGAUGCAGUCACUUUUCCUGGGUUUGUUGACUGCGUCUAUCUUGAUGCCCCUAAUGAACUGCACUUUGAUAAUGGCUUGGGUGAUCAAAUAAUCAUCAAAAACACAAACUGGUCGGAUGCUGUCUUGUGGAACCCGCAUGUUCAGAUGGAGGCUUGUUACAGAGACUUUGUCUGCGUCGAAAAUGCAAAGCUUGGGGAUGUCAAGCUCGAGCCAGGACAGUCUUGGACAGCAACACAGCUCCUCAGCAUCAGUUGAAAAACAACAAUUGUACUUCUAACUUUUUGUUAUAAUAUCGUUGAAUGUAUCCAUUUUUCUUAAGCAAUAAAAGUUUGUAUUUCACCAGUAGUCCCCACAAGUGCAUUUGCCAUCUCUGAAACGAUGGAACCUUGUCCUAUCUCUCAUUACGAUAUCUCUCUUGUAUAUCUUAGAGACGAGUUUCAUUA
Molecule: messenger RNA, 1192 nt
Organism: Brassica oleracea var. oleracea
Lineage: Eukaryota; Viridiplantae; Streptophyta; Magnoliopsida; Brassicales; Brassicaceae
Product: putative glucose-6-phosphate 1-epimerase
Exons: 9
Coding region: 84-1004 (306 amino acids)
Biological process (GO): carbohydrate metabolic process
Molecular function (GO): isomerase activity; carbohydrate binding
Source: RefSeq, a predicted model, not a curated record